AUGGACUAUCUCAUUCGCUUCUCUCAGUCCCAUGAGACUUUCCGUUUGCCUGAAAUGCAAGCAUUGGCACUUAUUGAGGGGAUUGACUUGAAGGUCAUCUCGUACACUCUCGAUUCCCCAUUUUGCAUCGUCAACCUCCCCUCCGAAGCGGCCGCCCGGCGGCUGAUCCGGCGGUCCAUCCUCGCCAUGUCGAUCCACGAGCUCUGGGGGUCCGGGACCGACCUCUCCGCCGUGCACGCGGCCGUGCACGAGUCCACGGCACACCUCUGGGCACAGUACCUGAGCUGCUCCUUCAAGUUCACCAUCGACUCGUACCAGGGGUCGCGGGCGGCCGACGACAAGAUUCGCAUCAUCAACUCGUUCGCCUACCUGGGCUUCGCGGGCCCCAUCGUGAUGCGGCAUCCCGACCAGGAGUUCAUCCUGUUCGAGGACUGGGAGUUCAACUCGACGCCGCUGGGCAUCCCCGACCCCAAGCACUACUACUUUGGCCGCUACCUGGCCACUGGCGCUCGCGACCUGCCCAAGAAGCUGGACCUGAAGAAGCGCCGCUAUAUUAGCACCACGUCCAUGGACGCCGAGUUGGCGUUGGUGACGGCUAACAUUGCGCUGGCCGCGCCGGGGAAGAUUAUGUACGAUCCCUUCGUGGGGACGGGGAGCUUUCCGAUCGCGUGCGCGCAGUUCGGGGCUGUGGCGUUCGGGAGUGAUAUUGAUGGCCGGAGUAUUAGGGGGGAUGAGAAGAAGCGGACGCUGAAGGGGAAUUUUCAGCAGUAUGGUCUGCUGGCUGGGUUGGGGGGCAUGUUUACGGCAGAUUUGACCAACUCGCCGAUCCGGAAGGCUGCGUUAAGGGACCCCGACUUCAUCCCGCCAAGGAAACCAUAUGGGUUUCUUGCCAUGUUGGACGACAUCCUGCAAUUCUCAGCCCAAACACUUGUCGAUGAUGGGCGGCUAUCAUUCUGGAUGCCUACGGCGAACGACGAGCAACAAGAGGUCCCAGUCCCAACACACCCUUACCUCGAAAUCGUCGCGGUGUGCACACAAGUUUUUAACAAGUAUGCGGAAGUCGACCAAGAUGCGAUGCAAGCACGGGAAGAGAUGAAGCCAGUUGGCAAGACAGUGGACGAACUGAAUCCGUUCCGCAAGGCGUAUUUCAACGGGUUUGAACCAGCUGCUGAAACAGCUGAUGAUGCGCCAUAG
Messenger RNA from Chaetomium globosum CBS 148.51, 1194 nucleotides. RefSeq lists its product as uncharacterized. Lineage: Eukaryota; Fungi; Ascomycota; Sordariomycetes; Sordariales; Chaetomiaceae. The coding region runs from base 1 to 1194 and encodes 397 amino acids. The transcript has 4 exons. Gene Ontology annotation, cellular component: cytoplasm. The record is from RefSeq and is a predicted model, not a curated record.